Messenger RNA from Saccostrea echinata, 812 nucleotides. Its product is annotated as myeloid differentiation primary response protein MyD88-like. Gene Ontology annotation, biological process: signal transduction. The transcript is spliced from 4 exons. The record is from RefSeq and is a predicted model, not a curated record. NCBI's taxonomy places the organism in Eukaryota, Metazoa, Mollusca, Bivalvia, Ostreida, Ostreidae. Bases 1 to 555 code for a protein of 184 amino acids.
AUGGGCUCCGUAACUAGACAAUAUGAUGCUUACGUAAUAGCAGACGACACAGAAGAAGACAGACUAUUUCUGCAAGAAAUGGCGGACAAUCUGGAAUCGUCAGAGCAUAAUCUUCGUCUUCAUAUCAGAUCACGUGAUGGAGACAUCGAAAUGGAUUACCAAAAGGAAUCAGAAAUCAUUAUGAACGGAUGUGAAAAAGUAAUUGUGGUUUUGACCAAGAAGUUCACAAAAAACGAAAUUGCCAUGUAUCUUCUGAAAGUAGCCGUUUCAAGGUCUCCAGGAUUCCAAAUGAGACACAUAAUCCCAAUUCACCGAGAAGAAUGCAUCGCCCCUAGUUGUAUUCGAUUUUUGACCGCAAAUGACUACACCAAAAGUGACCUUAGACCCUGGUUCUGGCCACGCGUGGCCAUGUGCUUCAGAAAGCAGGCACGUCCAUUUACGUCCAUAUCGACGCCAAGGAAAGUCAAGAAAAAUCUUGCGGACGUUGUCUGUUUACCAGAUAUAAUUAUGGACUCUUUUUCUUCUGUCAAAGAAAACAAAUGGAGGACUAUUUAAACAUUUUAUUUUUACUUUUAGGAUUGUUUUGAAACCAAGUGACCAUUGGACUUUUGUUUUACAUUUUGCUUUCUAGUCAGGGAUUCAAUAUAUAUAUUUUUAAUUUUUUUUAUGUUGUUUUCCCAAGUCUUUUUCUAGUCCGUUAUGUAUCAUGAAUGGUUGUAAAAAGUGCUACAAUCAAAUGUUACUGUCUGUGAUAGGUCUUGUAUGAGAGAUUUAUUUUCGAGCCAUGCAGCCAUUGUCUUUCAUUUGUUUCU